Molecule: messenger RNA, 732 nt
Organism: Ascochyta rabiei
Lineage: Eukaryota; Fungi; Ascomycota; Dothideomycetes; Pleosporales; Didymellaceae
Exons: 2
Coding region: 1-732 (243 amino acids)
Molecular function (GO): hydrolase activity
Source: RefSeq, a predicted model, not a curated record
AUGUCUUGCGACAACUGCAAAACGGGCUUCAAGUGGAACGGCACUGCUUCUGGCAAGGAGACCACUCUCGGCAACACCAAAGCCUACGUCAGUGGCGAGUCCAAGGAUGCUGCCAUUCUCAUCCUGACAGACAUCUUUGGCUGGACGCUUCCCAACAUCCGCUUGAUCGCCGACCACUUCGCAAAAGAAUCGCAGGCAACCGUCUACGUCCCCGACCUGUUUGAUGGCGAGGUCGUCGACCCAGACGCAAUGUCGGACCCGGAAAAGGCCAAGACAUUCGACCUGAUGGCCUUCAUCGGUCGUCACAACAAGGAGAAAUGCUGGCCUGCGAUCAAGGAGCACGCGCAGACCCUGAAGAAGCAGUACAAGAAGGUCACUGCAAUUGGCUACUGCUUCGGAGCGUGGGCGUGCUUCAAGCUCGGUGCAGACCCCCAACUGAUCGAUGCAAUCUCCAUGGCCCACCCGUCGAUGGUCGAGAAGGCCGAGAUCGACGCUACAAAGGUCCCUAUCCAGAUCCUUGCACCUGAGAACGACUUCGCCUACACCGAGGAGCUGAAGCAGUACACGCUGGAGAAGUUGCCGCAGCUGAACAUUCCAUGGGAAUACAUCUACUUCCCCGGUGUGCAGCACGGCUUUGCAGCGCGUGGUGAUCCCACUGAUCCUACACAGAAGGCUGCGCUGGAGAAGGCGAAGAGGGACGCGGUUGGAUUUUUCAACGAGUACCUGCACUAG